AUGCCUAAUGAAGCAACAGUCAGAAAAAGUCAACAGUUGUUGAAGGCGGUACAACACCUUCAUGACCACCACGUGAUGCAUUGUAAUCUCAAAACAAGCAAUAUCUGGCUAUCGAACAAAGGUGUAAUGAAGGUGGAAGAUUUUAGGAUGGCCCGAGAACAUGAAUUCCCUCGUCAGCAAUAUACGCCUGGUAUGAGUUGUCGAUCUGUAGACGAGUUCCAAUAUCUCUACAAAAUCAACGUAGGUUCAUUCAGAGUUGUACAUGGAGCCAAGGACAAACGGACGGGAGAACUCGUUGCCCUCAAACAACUUAAAAAAAUUAAUGAAAGAGAAGGAUACUCCAUCGCCGCUCGGAGAGACCUUGAGAUAUUGCUUAAAAUGCAGCAUCCCAAUAUCGUCGCAAGCCGCGGACUAGCGUCGAGUUCCAGAAACGACCGAGUGUAUAUAGUCAUGGAGCUCGUUGACUACGAUCUUAAAACUUUCAUGCAGACAAUGCAUAGCGACAAGCAAUUGUUUUCUGUCGAACAUGUGAAAUGCUUAAUGAAGGAACUAUUGAAGGCGGUACAACACCUUCAUGACCAUCACGUGAUACAUAGUGACCUCAAAAUAAGCAAUAUCUUGCUAUCCAACGAAGGUGUACUGAAAGUGGCAGAUUCUGGGAUGGCCCGAGAUUAUGAAUUCCCUCUUUAA
Molecule: messenger RNA, 690 nt
Organism: Spodoptera frugiperda (fall armyworm)
Lineage: Eukaryota; Metazoa; Arthropoda; Insecta; Lepidoptera; Noctuidae
Product: cyclin-dependent kinase 11A-like
Exons: 2
Coding region: 1-690 (229 amino acids)
Biological process (GO): protein phosphorylation; regulation of mitotic cell cycle
Cellular component (GO): nucleus
Molecular function (GO): cyclin-dependent protein serine/threonine kinase activity; ATP binding
Source: RefSeq, a predicted model, not a curated record